AUGCCACUAACGUCCGCAAAAAAGCGUAUUCGGGACGAUGAAGAAUAUUCGCACUCUGUUGGUCCUUCUAAGCCUAAUAAAAAAACUCGUAAAUCGCCAUCGUCAAAGAGAUCUACUCCGGUAAACAUUUCAGAAGACGAGGAUGAUAUACGGAAUAUUACAAAAGAAGGAUUAAUUCCAAAAAGUGCGGUUUUUGACAUCGAUUCCCUUGCCAUUGCCUCAUCGAUGGCUAAUGUCACUCGGGAUUCUGUCUCCAAAUAUUUUGGCGAUGACGAUUUUUCACAUAUAAAAUUGAAAAAAGAUCAUGUUAAUAGACCAUUAUGGAUAAAUCCAAAGACUGGUCAUAUUAUUCUUGAAGGAUUUUCACCUUUUGCAGAAAAGGCUCAAGAUUUCUUAAUUGCAAUUAGCGAGCCUGUGAGCAGACCUUCUCACAUUCAUGAAUAUAAGUUGACACCCUAUUCGUUAUAUGCUGCGGUUUCUGUUGGGUUAGAGACAGAAGCUAUAAUAGAAGUCUUAAAGAUCUUGUCAUGUACAUUAUCUUAUGGCAAAGUAAAGCUCGUACUCAAACACAAUCGAUACUUUGUCGAAUCAUCGCAUCCUGAUGUAUUACAAAUACUAUUACAAGAUAAAGAUAUUGCAGAAGCUCGUGUUGUGAAUGCUGAAGGGUUCGAUAAUGACAAGUUUCUAAAGAAUAAGGCACCAACAAGCAAAGAUUUGGUUGUGAAAAAACGUUGCAUUGGUCUUGAUUACCCUAUGUUGGAGGAAUAUGAUUUCCGCAACGAUUCAACACUUGCACAACUUGAUAUCGACCUCAAACCAAUAACGGUAAUUCGCCCAUAUCAAGAAAAAUGUUUAAACAAGAUGUUUGGCAAUGGACGUGCAAGAUCUGGAAUUAUAGUGUUGCCUUGUGGUGCGGGUAAAACACUUGUGGGAAUAACAGCUGCUUGCACUAUCAAGAAAAGUUGUCUUGUACUGUGUACUUCUGCUGUUUCUGUAAUGCAAUGGAAGCAACAAUUCAUGACAUGGUCAACCAUUAAAGAAAGUCAAAUUGCUGUUUUUACUUCUGAUCAGAAGGAAAAGUUCUCUGGUCAAUCUGGUAUAGUAAUAUCCACAUACAGUAUGGUCGCUAAUACUAGAACCAGAUCUUAUGAAGCUUCAAAGAUGAUGGAUUUCAUAACAGGAAGGGAGUGGGGAUUUGUAUUAUUAGAUGAGGUGCACGUUGUACCUGCUAAUAUGUUUAGAAGAGUGGUUACAACAAUUGCAGCUCAUACGAAACUUGGUCUCACAGCGACUUUGGUUCGUGAAGAUGACAAGAUUGGUGAUUUAAACUUUUUGAUUGGACCAAAAUUAUAUGAAGCCAAUUGGAUGGAUUUAGCUUCAAAAGGACAUAUCGCCAAUGUUCAGUGUGCUGAAGUUUGGUGUCCAAUGUCUCCAGAGUUUUAUGCAGAAUAUCUAAGGGCUACAUCAAGAAAACGAAUGUUAUUGUACGCCAUGAAUCCAAAUAAAUUUCAUGCGUGUCAAUAUUUGAUUCGUUUUCAUGAAGACCGUGGAGAUAAGAUUAUUGUUUUUUCGGAUAAUGUAUACGCUCUGGAGAAAUACGCAAAACAAUUGAAAGUUCCUUUUAUUCAUGGUAAAACAAAGCCGCCGGAACGUUUGGCUAUUCUUCAAAUGUUUCAACAUAACCCCAAGGUGAACACGAUAUUUUUAUCAAAGGUUGGUGAUACAUCCAUUGAUUUACCGGAGGCCACAUGUCUUAUACAAAUAUCUUCUCAUUAUGGUUCUAGACGUCAAGAGGCGCAACGUUUAGGUCGAAUUCUUCGUGCUAAACGUCGUAAUGAUGAAGGAUUUAAUGCCUUCUUUUAUUCUCUUGUAUCAACAGAUACACAAGAAAUGUUCUACUCAACGAAGAGACAACAAUUUUUAAUUGAUCAAGGAUAUGCAUUUAAAGUAAUUACAAAACUUGAAGGGAUGGAUACAGCAAAAGAUUUAGUUUAUAGAGAUCAUCAAGAUCAAUUGUCAUUAUUGACGGAAGUUUUAUUAGCGAAUGAUCAUGAUGCAGAUUUAGAUAAUGAUAUAGAGAUAAAUGUUGAUGAUUUACCUGGUACUGUCACAAGCAGAAAUUUCAUAUCACAGCAAAAAGGAUUUGGAGUUAAAAGAAAUGUUAGUAGUAUGAAAAGUUUAUCAGGAGCUAAUAAUAUGGCGUACAUGGAAUUUUCUGGUAGAUCUCAUUCAAAAGCAAUGUUACCAAAGAAAGAUAAAAAAACUCAAGCGAAAGAUCAUCAUCCUUUAUUCAAGAAACAAUGGUUAAGAUGA
This is a messenger RNA of Funneliformis caledonium, 2313 nucleotides long. The record is from the annotation of a GenBank genome assembly. Lineage: Eukaryota; Fungi; Glomeromycota; Glomeromycetes; Glomerales; Glomeraceae.